Messenger RNA from Gamsiella multidivaricata, 2324 nucleotides. RefSeq lists its product as uncharacterized. Gene Ontology annotation, cellular component: nucleus; cytosol. Bases 34 to 2223 code for a protein of 729 amino acids. The record is from RefSeq and is a predicted model, not a curated record. Gene Ontology annotation, molecular function: GTP binding. The transcript has 8 exons. NCBI's taxonomy places the organism in Eukaryota, Fungi, Mortierellomycota, Mortierellomycetes, Mortierellales, Mortierellaceae.
UUCCGUUCCCCUUUUCUUACAUUCCCUUUCGCCAUGUUUCAAAAACUAUGGCCUUUCAACAGCACUUCCCAGCAGAACGGUCCUCCUCAGACCAACGACUCCCAAGACCAUGGCGUGUCGACCAAAGUGAAACCAAUCCACGCCUCAUUUAACAAGGGCAUACCACUCAAUAUGAAAGUUGUUAUCCGUGGCGACAUCAGGACAGGGAAGACCUCUGUUUUCGAGCGAUUACAAGGACUUCCCUUCAAGAACGAGCAGGAAUACAAGACGACGGAGCAGAUCCAGGUCGCCAACAUUCCCUGGCAAUACCCUCACACCAAGGACAUUAUCAAAGUCGAGAUCUGGGAUGUGGUUGACAAAGGUGUCCAGUCUGGAGAACUCAAGGCAUCCAACAAUAAUACAACCCUCAAAAUCGAUAAUCAUGCUCCCGUAUCUCCUUCUAAAGCAAGACCUGCGGUGGGUGCAGAGUCAGUACCACACGCGGGAUUCUCGCUCGACGCUUCGACAAUCGACGUCUAUCGGAACACAGAUGGCGUUAUAUUGCUCUACGAUAUCUCCAAAUCAUGGACCUUUGACUAUGCCGUCAAAGCACUCGAGGAGAUUCCCAUUAACAUGCCUGUCCUAAUUUUGAGCAAUUUCUCAGACGACAGUCAUCCACAACCUGUUCUACCUAGCGAACGUGUGAAAACACUUAUGAGAGAACAUAACAGCAUACGCAAUAGACAGCCCUGUGCUCCUGCAAACCUGAUAAGGCACCUGGACGCCAGCAUGAAGACCGGACUCGGCCUCAAAGAGAUUCACGAGAGCUUCGGAAUCCCGUUCUUAAACGUUUUGAGAGAAACACAUAGGAGACAGUUUGAACAAAAGACAGAGGAAAUACAAGAGUUGCUGAGAACUCUGGAUGGACAUGCAGAGGAGCGUACAAGGAAAUUGUCUCUUCAGCAACGGCAGCAACAACAGCAAGCACCAGUCCCCCAACCGUUAUCCCCCAAAGAAGCGACUUCUUCAAGGAAACUCCAGCAUUUGCCCGCAUCGAUUCAAACAACUGGUCCUACUAUUCAUCCUAUUCCUCAGACAUCAUCACCUACGUCGCCAGCAAGAAAAACCAGGAAUGAGCACACAAAUGUCGAUAUCUUGAGCCCUACUCCUGUCUCUGUACAAACACCGGCUGUUCUAUUUGACUUUAGUCCUGGCAAACUGGAGGAGGACUUUUUCCAGAACAUCGAUCUGGACUCUACAGCGCCGAGCGCAGUCAGCAACGAAGAUACAGAGUCAGCACUAGCGACCUCUACCAUCAAAUUUCAUGUAAAAGAGGGCAGUGCGGAGAUGAUUGCCAAUCCGAUGGUUGCAGAAGACGAGGAUAUUGAAGAUAGCUCUUCAGACGAGCAGAAAGACCUGGAUCUGCACCGGAGACAGGCGCCCAUUUGGGCCUCUGACCAAGUGGAGAAGGGGUUGGUGAACCGCCAUACGAUCAAAGGAUCAGAGGAGAUGCGACUGGAGAAUAUUCAGGAUGCAGAUGGCAAUGAUAGUUUGGAUACUCGGCGGGACGAGGACAGCGAUGCUGGUGGCGUUGAAGACAGUGAGAAUUCGACUCUGGAGAGCACCCCACCUCUUAGACACACCACCCAGCAGGACUCUGAUGUCGAAAGCCAACCCGAUUUCCCUGUUGCCUCGGCCAUGUACUAUGAGAAUGAGCACUCGGCCUUUGCACAGGAGGAUGAUCAUCUGGGCAAGCCUAUAAGCGCAAGCGUUCUUGCGGUGUAUGAGGAGAUUGGUGACGGACGCCGUGAUAACCCUUGGGAUAGCACCGGAGACCUACUGAGUGGCAUCGGUGAAUCAACCAAGAAUGUGCUCCACCAAUCUAAUGAAGAGCAGGAUCAGGGUCGGGAGCAGGAGCAGGAGCAGGAGCAGGAGCAGGAGCAGGAGCAAGUCGGACAAUCGUUUUUGCAGACCGCUGGAUCGUCCAAUAGAGCCGAGGGCAGCGAGACAGCGAAUGAUGUGGUGCAGGUGGAAACCAAUCUUAUACCUACAGUUGUUGCUGAUGCUGAAGCUAGGGAAGACGUGCUCGCGUCUGCUACGAUGGUCAGUACAGAGGGCAGUGGUGGCGAUGCCGAGGACAAGGAGGACGAUGACGAGGAGGGAUCAAGUCCUGCGGCUGCGACAACAGAGGAUAAAAAGAAGACGAAAAAGAAGAACAAGAAGAAGGGCAAGAAGAGCAAAUGAGAUGGAUCUGGGGCGAAUAUUAAAAGUAUAGACACUAAUAAAACCUGCAAUUGGUCUCUGCUACGGCAUUGGCGCGAUUCCUGCGCACACGCAGUCAAUAG